AUUUGGUGUCAUGAAGAAGAAACCUGCAGUAAUUUUGCAAAGUGCUCAGUAACCAUUCAGACCUAGAAGCAUGGAUGAAGUUUUGCAUACAACAUUUCUUCUCUUUUGUUUUGGUAGAAUCCAGGGAAUGCCUUUCCUGAGGCAAAAUGCUCCUUCAGUGACUACAGAAGGUACCAAUCCCACUAUCAAAUGCCUGGUGGAGAAUGGCAAGGUGGAUGGAUUUGUUCUGUCCUGGUACCAGCAGCUGUCUAAACAAGGGCCUACAUUUCUGCUUAGUCAACGUGCCAACAAAAAACCUAUUUAUGGAGCUGGUAUCUCUGAGAGAUUUCUCCCUACAAUUGAAGAAAACACUAAUUCCUUUACUCUUACCAUUGGAAAUGUGGAUAAGCAAGAUUCUGGAAUCUACUACUGUGCCAUCUGGUAUGCCAAUCAGUACAUCUUUGGUGCAGGAGCUGAUGUAAUUAUUUUAGGUAAGAGACAUAAUAUGGUGCAUCAAUUUACAGAUAAAGGACACACCAAGAGGAUAAAAAAACCCUCAGUGCAGCUUCUCGGACCAUCAUGUGUUGAGAUUGCUCAGAAAAGUUCUGUAACCUUCAUCUGCCUGGCCUCGGAUUUCUAUCCAAAGCAUAUCCGAAUCAACUGGCACAUCAACCAUGUCCAAACUUCCUCUGGCACACAGUUCCCUUUCACUGAGAAUGAGGAUGGUACAUUUAAUGUGCCUGGAGUCCUUACUUUGCCAGCAAAUACAUGGGCUGGUAUGGUUGUUGUUACCUGUGAGGUGGAACAUGAAGCCUUAGCCAUACCUCUUAAUAAGAGCAUAAAGCAUGAAGCAAAGCAGAAAAAAGGGCAAUUGGCAGAGAUUCUUAGAGGAGCAUUCUUCUACUAUCUGGCCAUUAUUUCAGUCAGCAUUAUCUAUGGGUUUGGUGUUUCUUUUGCUCUUUAUAAGAAGAAGAUAGAAAUUAAAAGGCUGGAUGCUAUCUCAGACAACCUAAAACAACCAACUUAUAAUGAGGACACAGAAUGAUAACUAAUCAGGGAGAGGUGGCAUUGGAGAUGAAGGUCUACAGCAAAUUGGUGGUACUUUCAUUAUCUACCACCAGUGAUCAAACUCAACCAAUUCCCAUGGUGAAAUGCAUUUUUUAAAACUUACCUAAUUUGUUUUAGUGCAUGGUCAGCAAGAACUAUAAAUAACUCUUUAACUUUGUUAUUUUGAUUUUCAGCCAGCUAGGUUUAUGGUGAAGCCACUAGAAUCUUACAGAAGAUGUUUAUGUUUUAUUUUCUUCAUUCCUGCAAAUAUAUUAUUCCGAUGUUAUAUUUGCAUACUAUAUACCAAAACAGAUGAAUUCUAGACACAAGGUUACUUGAAGUUCAUCUAACCACAGACUGUAUGUGCAAAUCUAAUAUCCCUCAAGUACCAUGUACCUCGGUGUACAAUGGAUAACAACUCAUCAGACUCUGACCUCCAAUCCCAUUAGCCUAAACUAACAUACAGACAUACCUCUUGACUAUACAUCAUGAUAUAUCAGGGACAGUUCUUUAUUUUGAGUCGUAAAAAUGCCUUAUUCUAUGCUGUUCCACAAAGAAAGGUUUGUCACUCAUUCACUGUUAAGAACUUUUAAUGAAUAUCAUAGCAAAUAAUACUGAAUCAUAUUAAUUCAUCAACAAAACUUGAGGUGCAGAUUACAAUCCUGCUAUAAACUUCCAUGUUAAAGUUGUUAACAAGUGCUCCCUGUUUUGCCUACCUGUUCCAUAGAAAGGUAGUAUUUAACAUUUCAAGACAGACGUUUGAGAACUAUGAUAGUCACAGCUGUGGUCAGUUGAUAUAAAUGUUAAGAAAUGAGAAUACAUGCCAUCCUUAAUAGCUAUAACGGGACUCAUACAUGUCAACUUUCUGUGCUGCAUUUCAUGCCAUACAUUAAUAUACUUCAGUACUACACAAAAAAACAUUUAUUGUCUUAAAGCACUUAGAAAUAAAACAGUCACUAGCUUUACCCCUCCUUUACCAAAUUUUUGUUGCUGGAGGUUAAAGCAUUAUCCUUUGAAAUGACAGAUACUGUUGACUGUGUUGCAACAAUCAGCUCUAGCUUUUAAUUUCCAUUGUACUUAAGCGGUUAUUGGAUGGUAAUUUGGGAGAUAACUAUUAAAGAUUACUGAAAUAUUGACUGGUGUAAGGACCACUCAAUCUGUUAAGGAGGAGUUAUGCAUGCAUGUACGCACUCUACAAAUAUACAUACAUACAUGUAUGUAUGCAUGUAUGUAUUGUACUCCGGCUAAUUAAGUUACACAUCCUCUUAGGGAGAGAGAAGGGACUUGGCUUCAUCUUUAUUUUAUUUAGAAAGUAGUGGUCCAAUAUUAUGUGGCAAAAUUCUGAUGCCAAGACAAUACUUCCCAGUUUUUAACUUAAUUCUGAGCGUUCAUUAGUCUAUCUUGUUGUGUGGUACCUAAGUGGCAAAGGUUGAAAUAUUCAAUGUAAAAGUUUCACGAGUUAUCACUUUGUUGAAAUUCUAGUGAUACUGCAUAUUUGACUGCAGCUAUAUUAUUAGACCCUGUGGUGAUGUGCAGAAGUCAUUUCACAAUGAGCACUAAUGGCUCAUUCACUGACGGAUGGAAUCUUUUAACUAGUUUUAGCCAGCCAUGUUUCUACAAAAUAAGCAUGUAUUUAAACAUUAGCUCAUGGUCACUAAAAUGCAUGUUUAAGAAAUAAAAGCAUGACUCAAAAUGUCUGUGAAUCCUUAUGCAUUAAAAUGCUUGUAUAAUA
Messenger RNA from Protopterus annectens (West African lungfish), 2758 nucleotides. RefSeq names its product immunoglobulin kappa light chain-like. The record is from RefSeq and is a predicted model, not a curated record. Bases 71 to 1024 code for a protein of 317 amino acids. The transcript has 4 exons. NCBI's taxonomy places the organism in Eukaryota, Metazoa, Chordata, Ceratodontiformes, Protopteridae.